CUGUCAAAUACGAGACUACUACGUGAUUCUUUCGUAAAAUAAUAUUUUAAUCUUAAAAUAUAUUUUAAAACGGCAGUAAUUUAUUAUUUAUAUUUUCUAUUAUUAAGAAAUAAUUCCAAACGUAACUUUUAAAAAAUAACAUAAUUAUGUCAGGUUUGAUGACAGUAUUGCUUCAACCUUUGAGAUUAGUCAAGCAAAGUCUUAUCAAUGUAUCUCCAACUGGUAUCGCAUCUGAACUAAGUUUGGUGAAACCAAAUUGUUUCUCUCUAACUGCUUUAAGAAAUAAAGUGCGUUGUUAUUUUCCUCGACCAAACGAAGUAAAACGCGUUCAUCGACACGGUUGGCAAAAGCGGAUAUCAACACCAAAUGGCCGUAGAAUUAUUAUGAGAAGAUUACUAAAAGGUAGAUAUGUAUUAACCCAUUAGUGUAGAAUAAAGAUUAAAGAGAUAAUAUCACUGUAGAAGUAUGAUAAAUAUUGAAGUUUAGUUUAAAUACCUGAUUAUUGUGCUAUUGUUGAAAACAUAAAA
Molecule: messenger RNA, 527 nt
Organism: Achroia grisella
Lineage: Eukaryota; Metazoa; Arthropoda; Insecta; Lepidoptera; Pyralidae
Gene: mRpL34
Product: large ribosomal subunit protein bL34m
Exons: 2
Coding region: 147-425 (92 amino acids)
Biological process (GO): translation
Cellular component (GO): mitochondrial large ribosomal subunit; ribosome
Molecular function (GO): structural constituent of ribosome
Source: RefSeq, a predicted model, not a curated record